Messenger RNA from Xiphophorus hellerii (green swordtail), 7544 nucleotides. Its product is annotated as NACHT, LRR and PYD domains-containing protein 7-like. Gene Ontology annotation, molecular function: protein binding. The transcript has 13 exons. Bases 550 to 3816 code for a protein of 1088 amino acids. Lineage: Eukaryota; Metazoa; Chordata; Actinopteri; Cyprinodontiformes; Poeciliidae. The record is from RefSeq and is a predicted model, not a curated record.
AGCAGCAUGCAGAUGAAGAAAGGGAGAGAAGAAAAUAAAGGAGCUGUAGAGUUUACCGUUUGCAGUUUGUGAACUUUAACUUGCUGUUUGCAAUUUAUUGUCACCUUCCUUUGAUGUGUGUGCGUGGAUAUCCGAAACCACACAGUUACUUCAAGUUAGGGAAUAAACCGCAAGUUAAACCCGUUGGAGUGCGACUCUGUUUUCUAACCGGACUCACCAGUGAUCUGGACUUUUCCACCAGUAAUUAUAAUCCCUAUUCUUUAAUGCGGUUCUAAUUAUUGCUACAAUAUUUUCUCUGAUGUUUAUUUUGUGAACUCCAAUUGCUCUGGGCCGAAUCUUCCUUUUACACUUGAGGUUCUGCAAUAAAUAUUAAGAAAGAAACUUCAAGAGGUACAACUACGACAGUCGCUGACUAAUAUCCCGCAGCACUGAUUGGCCAACCAAUGUCACGUGAUCCUCUGCAGCAAGUGAUGGCUAAGCGGGACGCGUCAUCAUUACUACACAGAUCAACUUAAAACUGAAGAUUGAUGUGUCCCUGAACGCAGCAUCAUGGAUCAGAGUGAGGAGCUGAAAGGAGGAGAAACUCUGCCUGAGACUGAGAACCAGAGCAAAGCUAAGAGCAAACAAUCUGACGAUGAAGUGGAACCAGAAUCCUGGGAGACUAGGUCCAAACAGGGUUUUAUUAAUUUUAAAUCAAACCUGCCUUCAUCUAGAAAGAGAGCUCAGCCCUCACUGUCCAGCUGUUCAUCUGGACAACUGUCAGAAAAAGACCAACCUCCAUCUCCAAAGAGACUUGACCAGAUCUCUGACGUUGGUCAACCUCCCCAGGAGCAUCAAAUGCAGCUGGGCUCCAUAUUUAUGGAACUGGAGAAAAAGAUUGUGUUGUUUGUGAAGGAUGAGCUGAAGGAAAUCCAAAAGGUCUUGUGUUCAGAUUACCCAGAAUGUUCUGAGGGUCUGGAAGAGGAUGAGAGGGUGUCUGGAAAUAAGGAUGAAAAGCAGAGCAGGAGCAGUAGAGAGGCAUUUUUAAAGAUCACUGUUGACUUCUUGAGAAUGAUGAAUCUGGAUGACCUAGCUGACCUUCUGCAGAGCAAGUCAUUCAUCACAUAUCAACAAACACUAAAGUCUAACCUAAAGAAGAAGCUCCAGUUUGUGUUUGAAGGAAUUGCUAAAUCAGGAAAUCAAACCUUUCUAAAUCAGAUUUACACAGAGCUCUACAUCACAGAAGGAGACUCUGGAGAUGUCAAUAAGGAACAUGAGGUCAGACAGAUUGAAACAGUGACCUGGAAACCAGACAGACCAGAAACAACAAUUAGACAUGAAGACAUAUUUAAACCCUCACCUGAUAGAGAUGAACCAAUCAGAGCAGUGAUGACAAAGGGAGUGGCUGGCAUUGGGAAAACAGUCCUGGUACAGAAGUUCACUCUGGACUGGGCAGAAGACCAAGCCAACCAGGACAUCCAGUUCACGUUUCCAUUCACAUUCAGAGAGUUGAAUCUGUUAAAAGACCAGCAGUUCAGCUUGGUGGAGCUUGUUCACCACUUUUUUAGUGAAACCAGAGGAAUCUCCAGAUUUGAAGAGUUAAAGGUUGUGUUCAUCUUUGAUGGUUUGGAUGAGAGUCGACUUCCACUGAACUUCCACAACAAUGAGAUCCUGACAGAUGUUACAAAGUCCACCUCAGUAGAUGUUCUUCUGACAAACCUCAUCAGAGGGAACCUGCUUCCCAAAUCUCACCUCUGGAUAACCACACGACCUGCAGCAGCCAGUCGGAUCCCCACUGAGUUUGUUGGCAAGAUGACAGAGAUUAGAGGAUUCACUGACCCACAGAAAGAUGAGUACUUCAUCAAAAGGUUUAAAUAUAAGAAGGAGGCCAGAAUGGUAAUCUCCCAUAUAAAGAAAUCAAGAAGCCUCCACAUCAUGUGCCACAUCCCAAUCUUCUGCUGGAUCACUGCUACAGUUGUGGAAGACAUGUUGAACAAGAAAGACGAAGAGCUGCCAACGACCCUGACUGAGAUGUACAUUCACUUCCUGGUGGUGCAGAACAAACUGAAGGUCAUCAAGUAUGAUGGAGGAGCUGAGACAGAUUCACACUGGAGUCCUGAGAACCAUAAGAUGAUCGAGUCUCUGGGAAAACUGGCUUUUGAUCAGCUGAUGAAAGGAAACCUGAUCUUCUAUGAAUCAGACCUGGCAGAGUGUGGCAUUGAUAUCAGAGCAGCUUCAGUGUGCUCAGGAGUGUUCACACAGAUCUUCAGAGAAGAGAGAAGUUUGUAUCAGAGCAAAGUAUUCUGCUUUGUCCACCUGAGUGUUCAGGAGUUUCUGGCUGCUCUUCAUGUUCACCUGACCUUCAUUAAAUCAGGAAUCAAUCUGCUGGCAAAGGAGGAAAUGAAAUCAAAGGACUUUGAAACAAGAAGCCAUGAAUCUCCAGAGACAGACAUUUACAAGAGUGCUGCGGACAUGGCCCUAGAGAGUCCAGAUGGACACCUGGACUUGUUCCUCCGCUUUCUACUUGGUCUUUCACUUAAUACUAAUAGGCGACACUUAGGAGGCCUUGUAAAACAAACAGAAGAAAGUUUAGCAAUUAAUAAAGACCCAGCCCAGUACAUCAAGGAGAAGUUGAAUCAUCAUGGUGUUGAGAAAAGCAUCAAUCUAUUCCACUGUCUUAAUGAACUAAAAGAUCAGUCUCUGGUGGAGGAAAUCCAACAAUCUUUAAAUACAGGAAGUCUUUCAGCACACCAGCUGUCUCCUGCUCAGUGGUCAGCUCUGCACUUCAUCCUACUUUCAUCAGACAAAAGUCUGGAGAUAUUUGACCUGAAGAAAUACUCUGCUUCAGAGAAUGCUUUACUGAGGCUGCUGCCAAUGGUCAAAAUCAUUAGCAAAGUUAUACUGAGUGGGUGUAACCUCUCAGAGAGAAGCUGUGAAGCUCUGUCCUCAUUGCUCAGCUCAACAUCCUCUAGUCUCAGAGAUCUGGACCUGAGUAACAAUGACCUGAGAGAUUCAGGAGUGACGCUGCUGUGCAAUGGACUGAUGAGUCCUAACUGUGAACUCAAAAUUCUGAGGCUUUCCGGCUGCCUGAUCACAGACGAAGGAUGUGCUGCUCUGGCCUCAGCUCUGACUAAGAACCCGUCUCACCUGAAGGAGCUGGACCUGAGUUUCAAUUAUCCUAGAGAGGCAGGAAUGGAGAGUCUAGCAGCUAUACUGAAGAAUCCAAGCUUCAGGCUGGAGUCUCUCAACAUGGAGCCUGGAGGAGAAAGAUGGUUGACACCAGGUCUGAGGAAGUAUUCCUGUCCACUAACAGUCGACCUAAACACUGCAAACAGAUUCCUCAAACUGUCUGACAAAAACAGAAAGGUGACACAUGUGGGAGAGGAGCAGCUGUAUCCUGAUCAUUCAGACAGAUUUGACCUCUAUCAGCUGCUGUGUAUUGAUGGUCUGACUGGUCGCAGUUACUGGGAGGUUGAGUGGGGUGGGAAAGUCUAUGUAUCACUGAGUUACAGGGGAAUCAAUAGAAAAGGAGUAAAUGACGAUUCCUGGUUUGGAUUGAAUGAUAACUCCUGGAGUCUAGGCUGCUCUGAUGAUGGUUACACUGUUUGGCACAAUGGAAAAAAAGCUUUCAUCCCCGUCUCUUCCCACUCCUCGUCUCCCUCUGGCAGAGUAGCGGUGUAUGUGGACUGUUCUGCUGGGACUCUGUCCUUCUACAGAGUCUCUUCAGAUACACUGAUCCACAUCUACACUGCCAACACCAAAUUCACUGAACAGCUUUAUCCUGGAUUUGGAUUUGAGUACAGGACAGGUUCUUGGAUGUCUUUGUGUUCACUUUAAGCUCCCAAGUUUUAGUGAUCGUCAUCAUUCAUCGUGACUAAACUGUCACAAUAAAUAUAAUGUAUUUUUCCAGACUUUUAGUCGUUCCAGAGGAUAAGUCACAUCAAUCAAAAAUCACGUCACACAGAAGUAGAGUUUAGAACAUUUCUGAAAAAUCCAACCUGACCCAGCCUGAGCCUGUAUACAAUGUGUCCGAGCCCGACCUGACUAACUUUGUUGGUCCAAAUUAAACCCGAUUUAUUAUUUUAAUUAAGAUUUCACUGUUUCACUUUUAGAUCAAAAUUUGAGUAUAGCAGCGUAAAUUCUGCUGAUUUUUGCUUUUCCUUAACACCUUUCAGCUCCAUCUUGUUGCUUGUUUUAACUACAUGAGUCAAGUGCAAAUCAUCUGAGAUGUGUGACUGAUAAAAAUAGAGCAGAAAGGGGAUACAUGUGCAUUAGUGCACUGCACUUUUACACUCAUUAACUUCUGCCUUUUUUUCUUUGAUCAAUAAAAUAAAUUACCUCUUCCCGUAUUAAGGCUAUAAUAAGCUGAUUAGCACAACUUCAUAUCCUGCAUUCUCGUUUGAUUUUCUCUGUGCUGUAUGAAUUGUGGGCUUAUUAAAUGCACCACAGCAGCUAGAGCCAACCAUCAAGCAGAUCAUUUUUUUCCUGACCUGUUCCACAUUUUGGGUCAGGUUCCAGUUGAGUUUGGGCCAUAAAUCUAAACUCAUCACUGGACUAAAAGACACAUCUAUUUAGAAAGUCUUAAAUGUGAGUGGAACCUCGUCCAAGGUGAUUUGAUCCUACAUGUUGAGUUCAGUUGCCUGUUUUUCAACAAACUAAUGGAAACUGUUGAGUUUGGCUUGAAAGUCGGAGCACCGAUGUCUGUGCUCUGAGAGGCUGUUGCAUUGCAUGAAGAGGUAACAGCAAGAAGGCCCAUCUGUAAAGUAAUUUAUAUUCAUUUCUUUGGCAACUACCAGGGUGUGGAGAUGUAGCUCCACCAUUGACAAGCCUCUUCCAUCAACACGUUCUUCAAUAACCCAUUUGUGGACUCGUUUCUCAGGCUCUGGCCAUCUUGCUUUCACUCUGGAUUAGCUUUCUUCACAGAUGGUAAUGUUAACUCCUCAGUUCAUGUCCAUCAGUAUAACAUUUAACACAUGAAUCAAAAAUGCAUCAUGAAGAGGGAAAAAGUUGCAGCUGAUUAUAAGUCACAGGACCACCAAACUAUGAAAAAAGCGUGAUAGUCUGAAAAAUAUGGUAAACAGAAAACAGAACUUUGAUCUUUAGACAAAAACUGAUCAAUCAUUCAAUAAAUUGGCAGCUGUUAAAAUAAGCCAGACUUUUCUUCCUGUUAAUCCAUCCAUCCAUUUUCUAACACCCUUGUCCCUAGUGGGGUCAGUAGGUGCUGGUGCCUAUCACCAGCGAACGUUUCAGGCGAGAGGCGGGGUCACCCUGGACAGGUCGCCAGUCUGUCGCAGCUUCCUGUUAAUACAACACAACAAAUCAACUCUCACCUCGAACCCCAUUGAGUCAAAAAGCAAAGCAUACAGAUGGUAUUGACUUAGAUAUCUUCUAUGUUAACCAAAUAUAAUAACUUAACAAAUAUCGAAAGCAUACAGUUUGGUGUAGGGUUUGGUGCAUUGCACAUAUCAUUCCCAUUUGGUGGAUCCAUAUUGUUACUAUUGGCUGAAUAGUGAGUACACACUAUGAGCCCUCCUUUACCCUGAGGGACAACCACACUAUUAGCACCAGGGCCGACAUUUGACAACUGUUGGGUUGUGACAAAUCUGGAAAUAAUAAUUUAAACAUAAUAGUUGGAUAGUUGAUUUGUCCACCUAUCCAAGUAAUAAGUGAAAAAUAAGUUCUACUAAUAUUUUUGCUUCCUUCUUUGCCAUCCUUUUACAACGACAUUACUACUGGUAGUAUAUUUGCUCUCAGAUGUUUCCUCAUGAUUUGUGGAUUCUUGCUUGCAUAGUAUGGAUUUUUUUUGUCUCCACCACCGUGGAGGAGACAUCACUGCCAAUAUGUUUAUUAUUUGAACAACUAAUUAAAUACAAUAGCUUUACCAUGGCAACUGCUGUCAAUCAUGUACACAGAAUCAGUUACUAAUCCCUCUCAGGCAAUAACACUGAAAUUUUUAAGGAGUUGCACAGACUUGCAUAGUUUUAUUUAAAAUCUCUUAAACACUUUUCUCAAGUAAAACACAGGGCCUUCUUUCUAACAGUGCCACAUACACAUAUUGGAUUUGUAUUUUCCCUGACAAACUUUAUUCAGUCAAAUAUAUGUGAAAUUUGGAGAUGUGCGUGCUUCUCUGCAGCGCAGAGUUCAGUUCCAUGUAGAGAUUGUUUCUACAACAGGGUCUGCAGCUGCUUUGAAAAGGGAUUAUAAGGAAAUGGGGAAAAUACUGUCAGAUUUUUCUUAUUCUUUGGGUUUUAUUUUUCCAUCUUUAAAGAGAACAAAAAAAUAUUUUUAUAGUGGUGCAUCAUAAUCUUUUAUAGUUGCUUAAUUCUAAACUUUAUUUUAAUUAUUGUUUUUUUAAAAUCCUGUAAGCACUUUGACAUUUUUUAUUACUCUGUCAAUGAGAUCCUUUCACUUGUGUCCUUGAAUUGGUUGUUUUUUUCUGUUAUGACCUUUGUUUCUACAAGAUGACCUUGUGGUUAAAAGCAACAAAAACCUAAAGAAACUGAGCUUUAACCUUUUUAUGGGAGUGGAUGGGAAAAUAAAACCUCUUUAUUUUUAUACUGGUGAAAAUGAUAAAUUCUGAUGAGUAUUAAGCAACCAAAUUAUGGUUUUGCGUUUACUUAUUUAUAAUUUUUUGCAUUGUUUCCAUGACAACAGUUAUAAUCUAUUUUUAAUUGUGUGCCAUUCAGUGGUACGAUGGCAGUACCUAAUGUAACUUUUAUUAUAUGCUGAAGUCUGUUUAUAACUGGCAGUCCUGAGAUGUUGAUUAUAAACUGUGACUAACAGGCAGCCAUAUAAUCUCAUUGAUUGAAAUCAAAGGAUUUUUAAAAAACUUUUUAUCAUGUCUUUUACCUUAAUUUUACUAAAUUACACAAUAUUGUAAUCAAAAGUUGAAUAUGUGUCUGAUGUAAUUUUUUAUUUGCUCACUUGUUUACAUUUUGGUACACUAUAAACAAUGAAGAUAAAUGUUGAUGUCAGUAGGUUGGUUUUUUUGUUUAAUUUUUUUGUUCCACUUAUAUCAAUAAUAAAUGAAGUUGGGGUUAUUUCACAUACCGUAAGAUAAAGAAAUUCACAUUCACAAUAUAGUAGACUUCUUGCUAACCAGAGAAAAGCUCAGAGGUGAGGUGACGGCCUUUAACUUCUCUCUUCACUGUUGUGAUGGAAAAUGUUAUGUGCCCCUCAACCCUCUUGUGCGUUAGAUUGUGUCUACAUGAUCUCAUCAUGAGAUUGGUCAAGCUGCUUUCCUAUAGGCCUCUACAGUGCCGUAUAACAGCAGGAGCUUCUUGAUCCUGGAGAUUAUCUAAGUGUUACUUCCCCAAUGUAGAACUUAUCUGCCCUCUUUAGCAUCAGUGAACAACCUCAUUUCUUUAACAAUAGACAAAUAGCCAGACCAUCUGUGUUGGGCUCCACAAAAUUGUUGGUACAUCACAAUCAGGGAUUCACACCUAUUGUCCAAUCAAGUCUCUCUUCUCUGACCAGAACCUAUAAAUGGAAGCCAGAUCCUACGACUCUGUAUUUCUGUUCUCAACUUGCAAAGUUUUAAUAAACUUCUUAUUUCUUCUCAUCUA